Messenger RNA from Trichosurus vulpecula (common brushtail), 2464 nucleotides. It is a transcript of the gene R3HDM4, whose product is annotated as R3H domain containing 4. Gene Ontology annotation, molecular function: nucleic acid binding. Lineage: Eukaryota; Metazoa; Chordata; Mammalia; Diprotodontia; Phalangeridae. The coding region runs from base 52 to 942 and encodes 296 amino acids. The record is from RefSeq and is a predicted model, not a curated record. The transcript has 8 exons.
GGGCCGCUUCCCCUUUAAGGGCUAGGGGAGCUGCGGCGGCGGCUGCUCGCUAUGGUGGUGCUGAAAAGCCUGGAGGGCAGCUCAGCCGAGGCGGCGGCGACCGUGACCGUGACCGUGACCCCGGCGGCGGUUCCUGCGUCGGACGGGGGAGGCGGCGGCGGAGGAGGAGGAACAGCGGCGGGGGCGGCCCCCCCCGGAGCGCCGCCGGGCGGGGAGCCCUACCUACACUACCACUCCCAUCUCCCAAGCUCAAGGGCCAAGCGUCUCAGCCCCGCCAAGCGAAGGCAGUAUUUCAUCAAUCAGGCGGUGAGAAAUUCGGACCUCACACCCAGGGCCAAGGGCCGAAAGAGGCUGCAGCGGAUGGAGAACAGCCACUAUUUGAUGACCCUUAUGGAGAGGGUUGAAUGCUCUCCCGAUGAUGGGGACCUGGCCCUCCCUGCCACUCCCAGCAUCUUUGCCAAAGCCUGCAGCAAUGAGACCUACAUUGAGAUCUGGAGUGAUUUUAUGAAUCGGUCUGGGGAAGAGCAGGAGCGGGUACUCCUGUAUCUGGAGGAGGAAGCUACGAAAAAGCAGAAAAGGAAGGUCCCUGCUAAGACUGAAGAUAAUCGGAAAGAUCCAUCCUACACACCCCAGGCGUGCUUCCAGAGGAUUAACCGUCGCCUUCGGACCACCCUGAAACGAGGGAGAAUCCCUAUGGACACGCUGGAGGGUCUGGAAGGAAAGCUUCUCCGUUUUUUCUCUGUCACCCCUCGAUCUGUCUACAUAGCCAUGAUGGAUAGCAGCUUUGAGCGACUCUUGCUUCAUGCCCUCUGCCAGUAUAUGGACCUGGUCUCUGCCAGUUCUGACUUUGAAGGCAGACGUCAGAUGAGAGUGAGCAACAAACACCCCAGCUUCCUGCCUCCGGAGCAGCUGCUGUCUGCCUACCUGGAGCAGAGGAGCUGAUGGCAUCCCUCCUUCUCCCCCGCCCUGGGCCCGAGACCUCUCCUCUCCCUCUCUUGGGAGCCCAGGGCAGCAUGGUCCCCAGAUCUGUUGAUUGGCAUUGUUACUAUUUUUUUCAUCUUCCCUGAACUCUGCCUGGCCCACUUUGCUUAGAUCUGGCGUUUGCUUCCGGUGUUUUAAUUUUCUUUUUUACAAGGUACUUAAAAAAAGUCCUGAUUUUUUUUUUUUUUGGUGGAUUUCACCCCCUGACCUGAAAGCUUCUUGUUCCUCUUCCCUGCCCGUCCAAUCUAUCAUUCUUUUCCUUUGGAAAGAUUAUCCAUGAAAGAUCUGCCUGGGGUGCUUCCCCCCUGAUUCUUUGGGGCCUUCUGGAGGAAGCUCUGGACACCUCCCCCCUCCCCAGGCCUGCAUCCCAGGCCCUGUGGAUGCUUACAAGCCCGCCUUGCUGUGACCCCAGGGGUCAGGGCUGGGGCUGGGGGUUGAGGGUCGUUCACUGAGCAGGGAGGACUUCAGGUAGUGAGCAGCCCUUUCCAGAUCAUUGGCGUCUGUCUCAGAGGGACGCAGGCUGGCCGGCAGGGUUUUAUCAUUAUUAUAAUAUUUUUAAAAGAUUUUUUGAGGAGGGUGUGGGAGUUGGUUUGUUUUGGACUUGGUAAAAGAAACCAAAUUUGAGUUAGAUUCUCCUGAGGAUCUAGCUCUCUUUAAAUGAUCAAUUUGUAUGGCUAGAGGUGUCUCCACUGCCCCUCUUCUCUCUCCCCCCUCCCCAGCCACUGAGCCAUCCCCCAGACCUGAGGGAAGACGGCCCUCCUGGGCGCUGAUGUGACCAGUGGGCUGGGGGUGCUUUUCAUUACUGCCCAUACUAUGACCGUAGUUUUUCUAUAGUGUGCGUUAUGUGUAUCUCUGUGUGUGUGUGUGUGUGUGUGUGUGUGUGUGUGUGUUUGGCCCUGACACCUCCCCCUCCCCACAGUGGGGCAGCUCCACCCUCCAUUCCCUUGAGAAUGAAUUUUUUAAAAAGCCUGUAUUGUAAGUCUGGGCCCGAAAGGUCCUAGGGCUCUGCUUUUAGGGGAUGAGUGUUUGUUUUUUAAUUGUCUCUGUCUUCCUGUGGUGCCUUUUUUGCAGACUUACUUGUUAUCACUUGCAUGGCGGGUGAAACUGCAGGGCUCCUGGCCUCCCCUCUUGCUCUAGGCCCUGGUCCCUCAGUGGCCGUCCUGGGGAGCUGUUUGCCAGCCAGAGCCCCAGGACCCGGAGCUUGGUGAUCCUGGCCUGGAGGCGCCCUGGUCAGCAACAGCCUCUCUUGCCCAUACUCCUCCAUUUGGGCCUCCCCUCCCCUCCCCUCUGAUCCCAGCCAUGGGAUAGCCAUAGGGGACUUGGGCUGGAGGGUUGAUGCCCCUGACCUCCCUCUGCUCUGGGUCUCACUGCCCAGGCAAGCCUUGAGGGCCAUGGGUGGAGAAGGCAAGGGGGGCUGCAGGCUAGGCCUUGGCUAUUGCUUGGCUUUGGGGAAGGCGGGUAUAAUAAAUUUCUGGUGCUCUGU